Fusarium venenatum is the source of this 1095-nucleotide messenger RNA. RefSeq lists its product as uncharacterized. Gene Ontology annotation, molecular function: NADP binding; NAD binding; aspartate-semialdehyde dehydrogenase (NADP+) activity. The record is from RefSeq and is a predicted model, not a curated record. Gene Ontology annotation, biological process: L-threonine biosynthetic process. NCBI's taxonomy places the organism in Eukaryota, Fungi, Ascomycota, Sordariomycetes, Hypocreales, Nectriaceae.
AUGGUCUCUCAGUUCCCUACCAAGAAGUGCGGUGUCCUCGGUGCCACUGGCUCUGUUGGCCAGCGCUUCAUCCUUCUUCUCGCCCAGCACCCUUACCUCACCCUCCACGCCAUUGGCGCUUCCUCUCGAUCUGCUGGCAAGAAGUACAAGGAUGCUGUUCGAUGGAAGCAGGCCUCUCCCAUGGGCGACAUCGCCGACAUGGUCGUCAGAGAGUGCAAGGCUGAGGAGUUCCAGGACUGUGAUGUUGUAUUCAGUGGUCUUGACUCGGAUGUCGCUGGAGAUAUUGAGAUGGCUUUCAUCAAGGCCGAUAUCCCCGUCUUCUCCAACGCAAAGAACUACCGCCGCGAUCCUCUAGUACCUCUCGUCGUCCCCACCGUCAACCUCCCUCAUCUCGACCUCAUCCCCCACCAGCGUUCCGUCCACAAGCUCAACAAGGGCUUCCUCGUCUGCAACUCCAACUGCGCCGUCAUUGGUCUCGUCGGCCCCUUCGCCGCCCUCCAGGCUGCCUUUGGCCCCAUAUCUACCGUUUCAAUCGUCACUCUUCAGGCCGUCUCCGGCGCCGGUUACCCUGGUGUUUCCAGCAUGGACGUGAUCGACAACAUCGUCCCCUUCAUCUCAGGCGAGGAGGACAAGCUCGAGACCGAAGCCCGCAAGAUUCUCGGCCGUCUCGACGACAGCGGUACUGCCUUUAUUGAGCAAGAGGGACUUCGCGUCUCAGCCACCUGCAACCGAGUUCCCGUCAUGGACGGCCACACUGCCUGUGUCAGCUUGAGCUUCGAGCGCAAGCCCUCUCCCUCAGCUGAAGAGGUUCGCAAGGCUCUGCGCGACUACAAGUGCGAGGCCCAGACCCUUGGCUGCCCUUCAGCACCUGAGCCUGCUAUCAAGGUCUUUGGUGAUGAUGAGCCUGACCGUCCUCAGCCCCGUCUCGACCGCGACCUUGGCCGUGGCUACACUGUCAGCGUUGGCCGUGUACGUGAGGAUGAGGCCGGUAUCUUUGACAUCAAGUUCACUGCUCUGAGCCACAAUACCGUCAUUGGUGCUGCUGGAUCCUCGAUAUUGAACGCCGAGGCUGCUAUCCUCAAGGGUUAUAUCUAA